UAGGAGUGGGCUGACGUCAGGGGGCGGGCACUAGUGGCUGAGUUUCGGUGCUGCUUCCGUGCUCGGUAAUAUUGGUUGGAGAGUGAUCGGAAGGCUCUGUAGGACUCGGGUGUAUUCUCCGGAUACCAUGAAUAGAAUCUUCGGGAAGUCAAAGCCAAAAGGCCCCCCGCCCAACCUGACAGACUGCAUCGGAAAUGUUGACAGCAGAGCAGAGUCAAUUGACAAAAAAAUCUCACGACUUGACGCAGAACUGGUGAAGUACAAAGACCAGAUGAAGAAGAUGAGGGAAGGUCCAUCCAAGAAUAUGGUCAAGCAAAAAGCCUUGCGGGUUCUUAAACAGAAAAGAAUGUAUGAACAGCAAAGAGACAAUUUAAACCAACAAUCCUUCAACAUGGAACAAGCCAAUUAUACCAUUCAGACACUAAAAGAUACCAAAACAACGGUGGAAGCAAUGAAAAUAGGAGCCAAGGAAAUGAAGAAAGCAUACAAGGAAGUUAAAAUAGAUCAGAUUGAGGACUUGCAGGAUCAGCUGGAAGAUAUGAUGGAGGAUGCAAGUGAAAUCCAAGACGCUCUGAGCCGUAGUUAUGGAACACCAGAAAUUGAUGAAGAUGACCUUGAAGCGGAGCUUGAUGCACUGGGAGAUGAACUGCUGGCUGAUGAAGACUCGUCAUACUUGGAUGAAGCAGCCUCCGCCCCAGCUAUACCAGAAGGAGUUCCCAGUGAUUCCAAAAACAAGGAUGGUGUGCUGGUGGAUGAAUUCGGACUACCACAGAUCCCUGCAACAUAAAAAUAAACCUUGGUACAAACUGCUGAAGUCAACAUACUGCAUCUUUUCAUCUUCUUCUUUAUUUCCCUUUACAUUUAUCUAACAAUGGUAUUUUGUGUAACGGAACAAAGAUCGAAAACUGGGAUUUCAUAUCUUAACCUGGCUCAAAUUACUGCACCUUGUCUUUCAUGGAAAGAAAUUAUUUAAUGUACCCCUGUGAUUUACUGGAAAGAAACGUCAACUCGGCAACCCAUGAGUCCUGCAUAGCACUACAGUUUUUGUCAUCACUAUGGAUUGAUCAAUCGGCAGAUAUGCCAGCCUUCUAUUUGGGUUAGAAACAGGAUGAAACCCAAACGCCUAACAUUUACAGUUGUGUGAACCUUCUGGUACAGAUAAU
Rana temporaria (common frog) is the source of this 1163-nucleotide messenger RNA. RefSeq names its product charged multivesicular body protein 5 (gene CHMP5). The record is from RefSeq and is a predicted model, not a curated record. Bases 128 to 787 code for a protein of 219 amino acids. Gene Ontology annotation, biological process: vesicle budding from membrane; late endosome to vacuole transport via multivesicular body sorting pathway. Gene Ontology annotation, cellular component: multivesicular body. NCBI's taxonomy places the organism in Eukaryota, Metazoa, Chordata, Amphibia, Anura, Ranidae. The transcript is spliced from 8 exons.